GGAAAGAAGUUUCCUCGAUGAACUUUUUAUCGGCUUCGACAUAAUUUUUAACCAAAAACACAAGUUCAAAUUCGCAAAAACAACAAAAUUCAAUAUUCUUGAAUUGUCUAACGUAGUGUCAAACUGACAGUUCUAUGUUGUUGCCAUAUGAAAACGGAAAAAUAGGUGGUGUCACGUUUCGCUUGCCAAACUCUAGUAAAGGAAUCGCAGGGCAGUUCACUUAUAUCACUGAGACGUAUUUACUAGAACAGAUCCAUCUACUAGGUAAUGUAUAAUACUAUGCCGCACAUAUUAUAAUUUUCUAAAUACUUUAUCCACCAAGUAUUCAUCAUAAAGAUAUAAACAAGAAACAAAUGGUAAAAAUUGAAAUGAUUCUGGUAACACUGACCCUAAAAUGUUCAGUGUUCAGAGCCGAAUUAAUUAUUUAAAAAAAAAAAUACUUGCGCAAGCGCAUAGGUAAACAUUGUUAUCACUUAUUUUCAUUGAUUAUUUUUAAUACAAUGGUGUAAAUCAUAGAAAAUACAUAAUACCGGUAGUAAGCUUAGUGGUAAUAUUUGUUACUAAAUAAUGGAAAGUGAUUCAAAUGAGUUUUUUGUGAAAGUGCCUUGGGGAAAUAUAGCCUUGGUUUCAUGGUACGAGGGGUCUUUAGAGCCAGUGCUCAUGGUACAUGGGCGACUAGAUAGCGCGGCGACAUUCUUUCCUCUAGUGGCACAGUUACCUAGGAAUCGGCAGUAUGUCGCCGUUGAUCUACCAGGGAACGGGAGGUCGGAUGCAUUCCCAAAAGGUUUGCCAAUAAAGAGAUUUGAUUUCAUAACCGCAAUCGACUUCGUGGUUCGUCACAUGGGCUGGAAGAGUUUCGUGUUUCUAGGACACUCAAUGGGAUGCGAGAUAGGUAAAAACUUGGUUAAAACCGAUCCCUUAAACCUGUGUUUUUCAACCAUUUUGAACACACGACCCUUUUCAUAGUUGAAAAAUUCUGACGACCCCCUUGUGGGCUAGGUAGCUUUUCAAUAAAGUUCUUUUUGAAUCCUACUGGUAAUUAAAAAAAAAACAAUAUUAAUAUUACCAGUAAGAUCGUCUCGCGUUCCACAGGUACAGCCAGCGGCACUGUCAAACUUAAUUUUAAUCCUAAAUAUAUUGUUGGUAGAGUUCAAAAUCAAUUGGGGAAAUUUGACAUAUUGUGGUAGCCUGCCGUGCAGUCGUAUGUACAUAUUUUUUAACGUUUCAGGUUUAUAUUACAAUGCUGUGUGUCCUGGCAGGAUAAGUAAAUUCGUACACUUAGACGCGGGACCCAGUUUUCAGCUGUUGCAGCAGCCAGACUUUCAGUUUUACUAUAAAAAUUACUUUCAUAAAUACUAUUCUAACUAUGACAGGUAA
This is a messenger RNA of Diatraea saccharalis (sugarcane borer), 1377 nucleotides long. The record is from the annotation of a GenBank genome assembly. NCBI's taxonomy places the organism in Eukaryota, Metazoa, Arthropoda, Insecta, Lepidoptera, Crambidae.